UUUUUUUUUAAUAAAUGAGCCUUACGAUAACAAGUAGAUUACCAACUAAUUUUGAUUCAGAGAUCAAUAAAAAGAUGAAGAAAGACGUUCAUUUUGCUCCUAAUGACUCCCAUUCAAAACAAAACGAUACCAUUAACAAAGCUAGUAACCGUUCGGCUUUUUAUACACAAUUUAUAUCUACAUCACCUAUAGAAAAAUCUACACAAGUCAAUCUUUCAAAUAAUUUAGCGAACAAGAAAUUUCAAGAUGAUAUUGACUCCAUUUUAUACAAAUUAAAAAAAUUAAAGACACAACUUCAUAAUGAUACAAAUCGUUUUGAGGAUAUUAUACAACCUUUAGUGAUAAAAAAUAAAGAGCAUGAAGAACGUUAUGAUGCAACAGCUAUAUCCACUACUACAGAAACUGUAAAACCACUUACAGAUCAAGAAAAUGAGAUUGUGGAUCAACUUUUUAAAAAGGGACAAUCGGGACAAAUAGCUCAAAUCAAAAAUGCAGUUGUAGAAUUUAAAGAUAUUUAUAGACUGUAUCCCGAAACAUGGCUGAACGAUGAGAUUGUCAAUUUUUAUUUUGAAUUACUAGCAGAGCGAUCAACAAAAAUCAACGGAUUACCGUCAAUUCAUUGUUUCAGUACAUUUUUCUUUUCGACUUUACAAGAUCAAGGAUAUGUAAGAGUAAAAAGGUGGACAAAGAAGGUCGAUAUCUUUGCCAAAGAUUUAUUAUUUAUACCAAUCAAUCAAUCUUAUCAUUGGGUGCUAGGAGUGAUUGAUAUGAAAAAUAAAAAGGUGCUGGUCUAUGACUCUCUAGGAGGCGAUCAUGAUCGAACAUUAGCCAUCUUCCUUGAAUAUUUAAAACAGGAACAUUUAGAUAAAAAGAAAAUUCCUUUUGAUACGACUGGAUGGACAAAAGUAGUGCCAAAGGACAUUCCUCGUCAAGGUAAUAUGUCGGACUGUGGAGCUUUUACAUGCACGUUUGCAGAAAGAUUAUCAAAACAGCAGCCUUUUAACUUUUCUCAAGAUGACAUGACUAUCAUUCGACGACGAAUUGCACUGAAUAUUUACAAAAAAGAACUUUAAUUCCUUUUUUUUUUUU
Molecule: messenger RNA, 1089 nt
Organism: Cokeromyces recurvatus
Lineage: Eukaryota; Fungi; Mucoromycota; Mucoromycetes; Mucorales; Mucoraceae
Exons: 5
Coding region: 15-1073 (352 amino acids)
Biological process (GO): protein desumoylation
Cellular component (GO): nucleus
Molecular function (GO): deSUMOylase activity
Source: RefSeq, a predicted model, not a curated record